Colias croceus (clouded yellow) is the source of this 1818-nucleotide messenger RNA. RefSeq names its product multiple inositol polyphosphate phosphatase 1-like. The coding region runs from base 160 to 1596 and encodes 478 amino acids. The record is from RefSeq and is a predicted model, not a curated record. Gene Ontology annotation, molecular function: inositol phosphate phosphatase activity; acid phosphatase activity. The transcript is spliced from 10 exons. NCBI's taxonomy places the organism in Eukaryota, Metazoa, Arthropoda, Insecta, Lepidoptera, Pieridae.
CUUGCCAGUACUGUGGCCAGUACGUCCGACAUAACUCUGAGGAACGCACCGCUUCCCGCGCAUUUCCACAGAUAAUAAAUUAUAAUCCAGAUUUCCCGCGCUUAUGAAAGUUUAGUGCUGUGUUAUUUUAUGUGAUUAGUGUACUAUUCAUAAAGUAAAAUGCGGUGGUAUCUGUUCAGUGCUCUAGCACUGAUUAGCCUAGUCCAAGGUCAAGAUGUAAGAGAAACCUGUCUCUCUGGUGAUGAAGAGCCAUACUUAAUGUUUGGCACCAAGACUGCAUACACCUUCUCCCACAAGGGCAUACCGGUGAUGAGAUCCCAUGAGGUACCAGGAUGUCAACCAAUAGCAAUUUGGCUGCUCAACCGCCACGGCUCUCACAAUCCUGAAUCUGACGAAAUCUCCGAACUGCAGAGACUAAGUGACUUCAAGGCGAAUGUCCUCUCAAAUUAUAGGAACGGGAACUUCAGAAAUACUAAUCAACGCAUGUGCCCAUCAGACGUGAACCUCCUAGAGCGAUGGGAGUGGAACCCUCGUCAGAACAUGACAUUCGCGGGUGACCUGACCACAGAUGGCUAUAUAUCCACGCAGCAGUUGGCGCAGGCCUGGCGCUCCAAGUUCCCGGGUCUGUUGACAGAUAAUAAGUACGAUUAUUUGUUCAAAUAUGUGAACGACCAACGUUCCAGCACUACCUUCAGAGCAUUUACUGAAGGACUCUUCAGAGACCAAGCGGAAAGCAUGGAUGUUCCCAAAGAAAGUGAUGAGAAGUUGUUAAGGCCUUAUAAGUUCUGUCCAGCUUGGACGAGAGAUGUGGAAGAAAAUAACGACACACUUACGCAACUCAAGACUUUUUCAUCUAAACAGGAGUUCAAAGAGAUGAUAACAAAUAUUUCUCUCCGCCUUGGCUUCAGUUACGAUGUCAACUAUGAAACAAUUUUGAGCAUGUACGAGAUGUGCCGAUACAAUAAGGCUUGGGAUAAUGUUCAGAUCUCGCCGUGGUGUGCUGUUUUCACAAAAGAAGACUUGAUGCGUUUGGAAUACGCGGAAGAUUUAGAAACAUACUAUAAAUACGGCUACGGAACCCCGAUGAACCAAAAACUUGGUUGCACAGCGGUUAAGGAUAUGAUGGAUUUCUUUAAAAUCCACUUGGACCACGAAACACCACAACAACCAAAAGCCACGAUCCAUUUCACGGAAGCGGAGAUGAUACUCUUUACUCUAUCAGCUCUAGGAGGUUAUAGAGACACAGCACCAAUAACUGGAGACAACUACCAUACACAGACUGCGAGGGAUCGGAAAUGGGGCACGUCUAUCAUGUCACCUUUCAAUGCUAAUAUAGCAGCUGUUUUGUACAAAUGCAUCCCGAACAACAAUUUGAAAAUCAGAGAGCCGUAUCAAGUGUUAUUCUUGACGAACGAGCGCCCUCUAUACAUAGACGGUUGUAACGUUGGAUUAUGCGACUGGAGUUUAGUCAAAACACGCCUUGGUUUGGUUGCGGAUAACUGCGAAUUAAACUUCUGUAAUAGCGCAGGAAAAAUAAACGGCUUUGUUGGAGUUUUUGUUGCAAUUAUUGCUUUUUGUUACCGGCUAUUGUAUUAAUUUAUUUAUGUAAAACAUUAUGUUCAAAAUACUACCUAAGGUUUUAUUACUUACCUAAUAAAAAUAUUUCGUUACAAAUAUCUACCACCUAAGACAGGGGUUUAUAUAUAUUAAAAAAUCAACUAUGUUUUAUCUAUUGUUAGACAGCUACUGUUGCCUUUAAAUAGAGGCCCCGCUUUGAAUACGGCACUGUGCAAAUAGAAUUAAAAUAAAUAAAAAUCA